Tetranychus urticae (two-spotted spider mite) is the source of this 594-nucleotide messenger RNA. RefSeq names its product sin3 histone deacetylase corepressor complex component SDS3. The record is from RefSeq and is a predicted model, not a curated record. NCBI's taxonomy places the organism in Eukaryota, Metazoa, Arthropoda, Arachnida, Trombidiformes, Tetranychidae.
AUGUCAGAUUGCGGGUACACAUCAGAAACUGACGAUGCUUCAGAAACUGAAUAUUUUGAAGAUUUGCAAAGGUCGAAAAACGGUCAUGAUGAGGAAACGGCUGAACGGUCAAAGUUUCUCGAUAGUAUUUACCAAGAAAAAUUAGCUGAUCUUCAAGAUCAACUGAGACAAUUAGAUGAAGGAGUGCACCCAGUUUACGUUGAAAGACUUAAAAAAUGUGAACAGGAAGCUCAAGAUCGAUUGCUUGCAAAUGAAUCUUAUUUGUCUUACGAGCGCGAGAAGAUAGAGAGGGAAUAUACCCUUGAUAAACAGGCAGCGAGACAGGAGUUUGAAAAACGCAAAAAGCAACUUAAGGAAAGUUUGAUUGCUGAUCUGCUCGAGGAAAGGAAACGUAUUGAAGCUGAAAGAGCCAACAUGAAAUUGUGCCCUGAUUCUCCAGAACCUGUAGCAAAAACUACUAGAAAAUUAAGAAGAAGGCAAAAUGAUCCUACACCUGCACAACGUAAACGAGCCGUAUCGAAUCAGCUAAAUUACCAAUUGGAUGAAAAAGAAAUCAAUGAAGAUUUAAAAGCUUUAAAACUAAAAUCUAAAUAG